UCGCUCUCGCAUCUCAGUUCAACAAAUGCCGUCGUUGUGAGUAGUUUGGGAAGAACUCGAAGCACCCGACGCGAAAGAAACCGUCAAGGGAAAAAGAAAAGAACGGUGCCGCUAAAUCGAGAACAACAUCAGGUUCUCUAGUAACGGAAGAAAUCGAACCGUGCUGUCACCGAGUGUUUGAAAAAAAAAAGGCAGGCAGAACGAGCAACGUUGUGUUUUGUAUUUUAUUCAGCAGCGGUACCGGUACGUGAUGUAUGAGGGAAAUUUUCUGGUGGAAGUGUACUAAGUGUGUUGGUGGUACUUAGAUUAUUUUAGCGUUAGCUUAAUCACGCCUGCUGGACGCAAGCAACCAUCAGUAACGCGGUAAUGGACACUUGUUUCCCUUUAACGAACUGAACUGUGUGCGAGUGAAGAAGUGCAGUUAAUGUAAACUAAAACGGACCGAAAUGCAGUGAUUUUUCGUUAGCUUCAAACCAAAAUCCAAACACUGUACCUGGGUGGAAAUUCUGUUGGGCUUUCUCUCUAACAGCGUUACUGAGUGUGCAGUGAAAUUGUGCGUGUGUGUGUGUUUGUGUGGAUUGAGUGCAGUUGCAAUUGCAGCUUUUCACCUUGCCCAUAAGCCGGCCCCGUACGUUUGUGGUGCAGUUUGCGUGCACUGAGGCGUGUUACAGAUGCUUUGUGUUUAAAGCUGCAAAAAAAACGAUUGAAUUGAAUUUUACCAAAGACCCCCACAGUGGCGUAUGAUGAAACCGUCGCGCUGUUUGCAGUCAUAUUGCAAAAUGAACGAUUUUACAUGGCGAAAGGAUGCAAUGUGCGGUGGCGGCGGCUAUCGAUAAACGGGCUGUGAUGCACAUGCCGGGCAUAGCUUUUCGCUUCCUCCUACACCAGCCGGCCAUCACCACUACUACGCGACUACUAUUUCUAGACCUCUAGAGCACGUGCACGCGUUUGCGGUAAAGCGUGCGACGAGCGUUCCCUGUUGCCGGGUGUCGUUUCGGAGCGCAUUUUCUCGUGCCGGUGUGGAUGGGAACACACGGUGUGUGUGUUUAGAAAAACAUUUUCAUUUCCUAGUCAUUUCCACCAUCCAUCGGCCACGAUCCACUAAUUGGACGUAAACUGGUGAGGUAGCAUCAGACGAGAGCCGUUGCUUUGUUGCCGGUUAGAAGGUGGCCAUCAAGGCUUCGGCUUAAAACGAUCUGUCAAACGUUAAGCGUCAAAUGUGAAAAUGAAAGUGAAAUGUGCUUUCCUGUUGUGACGUGCCCUGCUAGGCCAGUUCUUACUGAUUAGUGGCGUAAAAGAGAUGCAAGUUUGUUUUUUAAGUAACUAUUUCGGGUUGUGUUGGUUGAAGUGUAGCUCGAGUGACUCUCAGUCAUCCCCCCCAACGUCCCCAAAUGCACUGUCCGCGUACUAGUGUCAACGGCGAGUGAACGUGAAAUAGCAGCUCGCCGUGUACUAAAACCGAGCGAUAGUACACACACACAUCAGAUAACCUGUACUAAGUGUAUACGGUGCAUGAACGAAAGUGAAAGUAGUGAGCGAUUGUUGGUGAAAAUUUUGAGGCACACAACGAAUCCAUCCGUCAGUUCCGGCUGAGAAUUGAGUGAUUUUGUUUUGAAUAUACGGAAAUCAAAUUAUUCUGGUGCGGUCACUGCUUACUACCGAAGUGCGUUCGUGUGUGUGUGUGUGUGUGUAUACUCGCAUAGUUCUGUACUAAAACAGUCCUGUCACUUCUGUGCGAUAGUGUUGCUGCUGCCGGUGCUCUGCUGAUCGAUUGUUUCCCUGCGGCUGGCAAAUCGAUACGGCGAGAUAAGCAAUAGAUUGGAGCGUGCCCAGUGCCCGAUUGUGCAAGUGUGCGUGUUUGUACGUGACAAAGAUAGAGCGAGAGUGAGUGUAAACAAAAGAAGAAGCAAAACAAGCCAAACUUUGACAAAGGUUGGUGGUAAACCACAACGACGGUUUGGUGGAAUUGAUGCUCUCCGAGACAUCGACUCGGAGGCCUCCACUCUGGUGCGUUUGCUUCUCUAAUUGAACCAAUCAGUAUCGUGCGUGUCUGGUGUAGCUUUUGUUAUUCGCGGCCGAAAAGUGAUCGCAAUAAAUGUACUCCAUGGUGGAAUACUUCGGCGACAUGGGACAAAUCGGGCAGGACUAUGGCUCAAAGAACUCGCCAACAGACAGCUCGAAUCUGGACCAUGUCACUAAGGUGAUAGCCUACCAUCCGCGAUACCUGGACCAUUUCCUAAACACACAGAAAUUUAUCAUGCAGUGCGAUGGACCGCUGCCGUACGAGUAUAGGAACUAUAUAGCUAUUAUGGCUGCAGCCCGCCAUAAGUGCACGUACCUGGUGAAUCUGUAUGAGGAAAUCUUCCUGGCGAACGGUUAUGAUCCGAGCUGGUUGAAAGGGCUCGAACACAUCCCGGCGAAACUGCGUGCCAUUUCCGACAUUAACAAAAUCCUUGCCCAUCGUCCGUGGCUACUAAACAAGGAACAUAUCGAGCGGCUUACGAAAGGUCAGAACAGUUGGUCACUGUCCGAGGUGGUCCACGCCAUUGUGCUGCUCGCCCACUAUCAUUCGCUGUCCUCGUUCGUGUUUUCCUGCGGGCUCACCCAGGAGCUGGACGGUGCUAGUCACAAAAUCGAAAACAACAACGUUCUCACCCAGAAGACUGCCUUCAAUCGUUUGAAUGAUCUGUAUAAUUCUCAGCAUCCCGAAAACCUCCCGAAUAGUGAAGAUGGUAAAAUCCGUCCGGAAGUGAGUGUCGAUGCAUUGAUGCAGCGUAUGAAGCAUCUGUCCGAGAAGAGUGACGAGUGUAGCGAAACGGAACUAAGCAAUCGCUUCAAGCAUGUGGAGCAGCAGGCGGCAGAGCUGCCCCCGGUUGUCCGGGAGACUCCGGCCGAGGUACCGCAACAGAUAGGCCGCUACGUUGACGAUCCGUGCUUCACAUAUCAGGACUUUGCUCGUCGUGGUGCGGAAAACAUUCCGCAGACGUUCCGGAUACAGGACUACUCCUGGGACGAUCAUGGAUACUCACUAGUUAAUAGAUUGUACAAUGAUGUUGGAUUCUAUCUGGAUGACAAAUUCCGGGCGGCCUACAAUCUAACGUACUAUACGAUUGCUGGACGUACGAACGUCGACACGUCCAAGUUCCGUCGUGCCAUAUGGAACUACAUCCAGUGCAUCUACGGCAUCCGCCACGAUGACUACGACUACGGGGAGGUAAACCAGCUGCUCGAUCGCUCGCUGAAGAUGUUCAUCAAGACGGCCUGCUGCUUCCCGGAGCGUAUCACCAAGAUGGACUACGACAGUGUGCUCGUCGAGCUGCAACACAGUGAAAAGGUUCACAUCAAUCUUAUGAUCUUGGAGGCCCGCAACCAGGCGGAGCUACUGUAUGCCUUACGCGAAGUUAUGCGAUACAUGACAUGAUUACCACCUGGCGAAUGAAGCCCUUUUUGGCCAGUUUUCUGAGCUGCCUGCACCGAGCACCGAGUGGAUGGAUGGAGCACGAAUGAUGUGGGGUGGAUUUGUGUUUGGGUAGCCGUUGGGGUGAGACAGCAACAGAAUCGAAAGGAAUUGCGUGAUAAUAAUAGCCAGGUAAUGGUUUGGAGAGCUAUGUAGAUGGUUUCGUGAAACGUUCAGGGCGAGGUGUAUUUCGUUUUUUCUUGUUUUUUUUUUUUUUAAUUAAGAGAAAGGAUAUUUGUGAGCGCAAAGAAAGUUGUUGCUGUUGUGUUAUUUGUUGUUAACUAUUGUACUACCCUUGCAAAACCGUUGUUGAGCGAAUCGGAUGCGCGUGAUAGGGAUGAAGAAGGUAGGCUUUUGGUGUGCAAAAGCUAAAAAAGAAAAAGCAGAGAACGUACGCAAACGAAACCGGAGCCUUGGACGGACCAAGGAGUGAUGUGCAAGCAAGCAAAAUGGAAUAUUUAGAUGGGUGAUAUAAUUUUACAUAAACAUAUUACAUAUAUACAACCACACACACACACACACAAACACACCGAAAAAAGAGGGAUACCCUUACUCUUCUAUGCGGAGAAAUUGGGAUAAAACCCCAAACACAAAGUACUAAGAAUAUGUUGCUUGAUGCAGAAGCAAAAUAAGUUAAACGAACGCAGUGGCGAAACACUUGUUUAGAUGAUACACUAGCAUACACGCCACCGAUUCAGAUCGGGGAGGAUGCGUGGUCAGGGAUUUAAUUGAAGCUUAGAACGGAGGGACAAACAGCAGGAAGUAAGUGUGGAUAGGGAACUACUCCCACUACACGUUCUCGGUACCCCCUAUAUCCCUUUCCUCUUGCAAGUACCAUUUUCCAACGGACGACGUCCAUUUUUCGGAUGAAUGUUGUUAUUUUUAAAAACGAAAAAAUAACCUUUGUAUUACCUUUUGACGAAGCGCAAGCAGAAUACAAAACACACACAGCAUAACAGUAAAGAGAGGUCGAGAAACGAAACUGAGGUCGGAAAUGAUGAUCAAGUGUGGUGCAUUGCUGGCAGAACCUCUCAAACCGCCCUCCCCCCAUUCUGAUCUCACUGUGAUAAGGUUUAACUUCUUUUCAUUGCUGUUGCGAAAUCAGGGAUUCAAUUUGCAAUCCAAAACGAAAGGCGAGCGCCGGAAGAAGGAGCUUUCUUUGCUGUAGAGGUGUUGUAACACAUCCAUCAUGCUUUGAUUAAGCUAUCAAGUAUACUGCUUCCAUUUAUGCCAUAGCGAGGGAUCCUUGUCGCAAUUGUAUUCGUAAUGUUGUUUACUUUCACUUUUAGCAGAACAGAUUUGUAAAAGCUUUAGAAAGUCCAACAGAAAAUUCAACUACCGCAGGGUCAUAAAUAUUGUCCUAGUUUAGGCUUCUUAGUUUUGUUUCGAGUACAGUAAAUUAUGAGAAAUAUUUUACAAGAAAAAAAUGGUUUUUUGUCUUAUCGUCUAACGAAUACAAUCUGAUUCUGGUCCGUCACCUUUACGCACAGCCCCUGACUACCUUUCUUGAGCAGCUCAGGAUCAUUUUUCGAAUUGUGUCAACAUGUGUUUGUCCCUCAAAAAGUCCGCUAACGGGAUCGGUUCCUCCAAAGCAGUAUCCUCUUCCUGUGGAUGAAGAAACUACAUUCGCUAGGAGGCGAUUUACAUCUUCAACGUCAUCUUCCUCUUCCAAAUAAACGGAAAGAGGGUCGAAAACUAUCAUAAUUCCGUUUCGGUACUCCCUUCACCGUCUUCACCGGGGGUUCACUUUCCCGUUUCUUUUUUCUUCUGGUGACUUGGCCCUGGUUUCGUAGCAUUGCAAUCGUUUGCUGGUAGUACAGUCUCAUCUAAAGCGACUUCGCAUGGAUAUUGGACAUGAUUGUUCUUUAAAGGGACAGUGUUGAGACGAGCCUGUAUGUGUUAACUGCGUCCCGAUUGGAACGAGGACAGACGAUACUUCUCGAGUCCUUCGUGAUCCUACCCCUUUAGCAGAUCUUUGACGAUCGAACUGCAUCGGCGAUCGACGAUUAUAUUAACCAAUGUUAGUUAUAUUUGUCUUUUGUUUCUUCGCAGAAAUUGAAUCUGCUAAUUUGUUUGACCAAAUCUGCCAAGACGUCAGCAGUUUUGAUGGAAAGAACAACACUCCCUUUUUUUGUUUGUUGGUGUCUUUUUGUUUUAAAAUACUCCACCGAAAUUCCGCGCUUAGGAAGACUGUUUUGUUUUCGUAUCACAUAAAGAAAGCAGAUCGCCGAAAUGUCUGGAGACGGUUGGCAACAGCUAAUGUAUUACCAUGUCGAAGUUUGAAUAUAAGGCUACCCAAAACAAGUUUCGCUAUUUAUGUGUAAAGACAAAGGCAAGGAUAAUGAACACACUGUGAAGGGGGAGAAAUUUUUGUAAAAGAAAAAAACACACACACACACGGAAAUUAUUAAUAAAUCUACAAAAUACUACUCCUAUACAAUCAUUUUAGUGUGCGCUUUUGAUGUACACCCGACCCAGGUAUGAUUACAUUUACCGCGCAGGCCAAUCACGUUUAGGUCAGGUUCGAGAUGAACUAGCAUUGGGUAUCGUGGAGGCGAGGGUGUAGGCGUUUGUGUAGCAAUUUGCAAAUCGAUAUCAGUCCCGGCCGCAGAAGUAUCGAAACACAGUUUAAAUAGUAGAUCCCGGAACGUUGUGUGAUUCAACAUGUGAUUAUACUUGUGCCAAAAUGUGAAUUCAAAAUAAAUGAAAAAUGCUUCGAGAAA
Messenger RNA from Anopheles stephensi (Asian malaria mosquito), 6180 nucleotides. RefSeq names its product sestrin homolog. Gene Ontology annotation, cellular component: nucleus. Gene Ontology annotation, biological process: regulation of response to reactive oxygen species; cellular response to leucine starvation; negative regulation of TORC1 signaling. Gene Ontology annotation, molecular function: L-leucine binding; oxidoreductase activity, acting on peroxide as acceptor. The transcript has 8 exons. Lineage: Eukaryota; Metazoa; Arthropoda; Insecta; Diptera; Culicidae. The record is from RefSeq and is a predicted model, not a curated record. Bases 2096 to 3421 code for a protein of 441 amino acids.